Messenger RNA from Myxocyprinus asiaticus (Chinese sucker), 2206 nucleotides. Its product is annotated as inositol 1,4,5-trisphosphate receptor-interacting protein. Gene Ontology annotation, cellular component: membrane. The record is from RefSeq and is a predicted model, not a curated record. The coding region runs from base 133 to 2061 and encodes 642 amino acids. NCBI's taxonomy places the organism in Eukaryota, Metazoa, Chordata, Actinopteri, Cypriniformes, Catostomidae. The transcript is spliced from 2 exons.
UACAUCCUGUGUGAAAAAAAAAAAAAAAAAAAAAAACGAACAAAGCAACACAAUUUUCAGCCAAUUUCUCUUUUUUUUUAGCUCUACAUCAGAGCCUAAUUUUUAUGUCUUUCAAGGUGCAGUAUUGAGAGAAUGGAGGACACGCUUUUCAAUGUGUUUUUCGUGGUCAUCAGUAUGUUGCUCUCAAAGGAGCACAAUGUAUUUCAUUAUCAAGAUGACAACAUCAUAGUCGCCAUGGAAGACCGUGAGAAUUUUCUUUUGGAGGAGGGAGCAAAGCUAGAACAAGUGGAGCACUCUGUUGCCAUGGAGCUGCCAAAUUCAAAUCAGGAAGCAUCACAAAAUCAUUACAAGCUGCCAAGGGGAGAGGGCGACACAGAUGUUCAAAAAACUCUGCCAAAUGUCAAGACUACAGUGCUGCACGAGGAUCAAAUGUCCCCUGUUGGAGAACAAGACGACUUCCGCCAAAACCUGGAGAAACUAGACAUUGUCAAGGACAAAUGGACAUUGCCAGCAUCAAAUAAAGGUCUAACAUAUGGGCAAGCCAAUGUAGACCAGUCAGGGUCCACUAUGGACCAUAACUUCUCACAGGAGGAUGAGGAACAGUCAAGAAAACCCCAAAAUGGCCAGACUGGUGCCCACCAUCAGAGAAAAGUAAUUCAGGCGUCAUUUAUGGAACAAACAUCAACUUCAAACCAAAAGUUUGAUCAAGAUGACCACUACAGCUGGUACCUUUGGAAGACCUUUUCCUUGAUCUCAUUAAUUCGUGUUCUAAAGAAGUUUCUGAAACGUGACUCCAAAAUGCAACAGAAGAAACGUUCAACACUGAAUGAAAAAAACAUCCCUGCAUCCCUAAACAUAUCCACCAAAGUGUCCCAACUUGAUUACAAGUCAUUAACUAGUUUUCAUGAAAAGUGUGUCUUGGUUCCACCCAGUAAAAGUUGGCAGAUUCGGGAGUUUGUAGAGGGGUUUGUGAAUGACCUCCUGGAAAAUGUGAAGAACAUGAGCACUAAAGGUACAGACAUGGAGAUUGAGGACUUUGUUGGUGUUGGGAGCUUGUAUGAGCAAUGGGCUUCAAGGAAGAGCACUGUGUGUGACAUACAUGUCCCCAUCAUCCCGCCAAAGCCUUAUAGCUUUGAGUUUGAGCUUUUGAGAGAAAGUACAGGUUCUUCAGCCAACUGCAGAAUCAAGAUGAUAAAAGGUGAUGUCAAGUCAAGUAUGUGCCCUUGCAGCAGUUCAAACCUAGAUGACAUGCUGUGUCUUCUGCAUCCAGAUAAUAAAAUAGAGGAUGUGAUGGAUGAUUACAUGAAUGGCCCUCUGUGCCAAGAGAACAGCCCAUACCUUGCUAAAACACAUGUGAUGAAAUGGUUUAGAAUGUCAAUUAGGAAGGCAUGGGAAGAGAUCAGCCACAAGUAUGAGUUUGAGUUAAUAUUCAAGAACAGUGAUAGCCCUGGAAAUCUUAAGGUCCGAUUCAGGUCAGGUCAAGUCAUUCUGUUCAAUGUCACACCAGUGGUCAUGUUGAAAGACUCAGAUGCACACUUGGUCUCGUAUCUUCCCUUUAACAGUGACAUGUCUGACACUCACUGGCCCAUAUCUUUUGCACACUAUGAAAACGCCCUUCUUCAACACUUCACAAAUAUUCUUCCAGAUUAUGCUUGCCAUAUUCGCUGUCUACAAAUCCUCUCCUAUCUACACAAAAAACAAAUUUGUUGGACUGGGAAAUGUGGACUUACAAGCUACCAUUUGAAGAAUGCAUUGUUACAUUUGCUGAUCAAUAAGCCCUUAUCAUGGCAACCUGAGCACAUUGUUUGGAGGCUAAAUGACAUAAUAACUUUCCUUCAGCAAAGGCUCCAAGCUAAAACACUCUACCAUGCUUUGACUGGGAAUCCUCAUAUUCCUAGUCACAUUGGAUUUCCUGUAGAAUUCAGGGAGGGAAACCCUAUUAACUUAUUUUUGUCAUUACGGUCUAAUGAUGAUUUGUACGUCAAAACAGCCACGCACUUAGUGGAAAUGUAUAGAAAUAUACCUGUGCUAAUAUAUGAAUAUGGCACAGCAAAACAGUGAGAAAAAUGGUCAGCAGCAGAAUGAUUCUACUUUGCAACAUUGUAUUCAUAGAAGAAAAUGAGUAUUAAAAGUUGUGCUUGUGCUGAAGUGUUCAUUUUUAUUUUUAUUGAUUGCAGUAAAGCAUUAAAAGUUUUACUUAAACAAA